AUGGUACCAUCGAAUGCGCCCAGUGGUGCAGCUGGCCUGCUCGAACACAUCGGUCUCCAGGAAACUGAGGGAAUGGGCAUCGAGCUGCCGGGUACCGGUAUCACCGGUCAAAUGUUUGCCAAUUUUGGAUUUGUUGCUGGCGUCAUUCAACGAGAACGGCUUCCAGCAUUUGAGCGCCUGCUUUGGCGCGCCUGUCGUGGUAAUGUCUUUUUGCGACAAUCGGAAAUAUCCGAACCUCUUAUUGAUGCUGUAACUGGAGAUCCGAUCAUGAAAACCGUAUUCAUUGUAUUUUUCCAAGGCGAUCAGCUGAAAACUCGCGUCAAAAAAAUUUGUGAAGGCUUCCGAGCAACUCUCUAUCCAUGCCCGGAUACGCCUCAGGAACGACGGGAGAUGUCAAUAGGAGUGAUGACUCGCAUUGAAGACCUAAAAACAGUUCUAGGCCAAACGCAAGAUCAUCGGCAUCGGGUCCUGGUAGCAGCAUCGAAAAACUUGCGAAUGUGGUUGACAAAAGUGCGUAAAAUCAAAUCCAUUUAUCAUACAUUAAAUCUGUUCAAUUUGGAUGUCACCCAGAAAUGUCUGAUUGCCGAAUGCUGGUGUCCUGUGGCCGAGCUGGGACGAAUUCAACUGGCUUUAAAACGAGGCACGGAAGAAUCGGGAAGUACUGUGCCAUCAAUAUUAAAUCGUAUGACAGACACAACUGAAGCGCCACCAACUUAUAAUCGUCUCAACAAAUUCACGCGAGGUUUCCAGAAUAUUGUCGAUGCCUAUGGCAUUGCAUCAUAUCGUGAAAUUAAUCCAGCCCCAUACACAAUGAUAACAUUUCCCUUUCUUUUUGCGAUAAUGUUUGGUGAUUGUGGUCAUGGAUUAAUCAUGCUUUUAUGUGCAAUGUUUUUUAUUUACCGAGAAAAGCAACUGGAAGCGGCGCGCAUAAACGAUGAGAUUUUCAAAACAUUUUUCAAUGGUCGUUAUGUGAUCUUUCUGAUGGGUUGCUUCUCGGUAUACACCGGCAUUAUCUAUAACGAUGCAUUCAGCAAAUCGUUCAAUCUGUUCGGUAGCUCUUGGCGCAACAUCUAUUCUGAUUUGAGUAAAUUUCAGCCCGAGCAGCAGCUCAUGCUUACACCAGAAUGGGCCUAUUAUAAUGUGCAUCUAUAG
Gongylonema pulchrum is the source of this 1152-nucleotide messenger RNA. The record is from the annotation of a GenBank genome assembly. NCBI's taxonomy places the organism in Eukaryota, Metazoa, Nematoda, Chromadorea, Rhabditida, Gongylonematidae.